Molecule: messenger RNA, 775 nt
Organism: Diatraea saccharalis (sugarcane borer)
Lineage: Eukaryota; Metazoa; Arthropoda; Insecta; Lepidoptera; Crambidae
Source: the annotation of a GenBank genome assembly
AUGACAGUUUAUUAUUAAUUAAAACAAUACUUCUUUUUAUUUUCCAUCCCCCAUUUAUUCUUCUUCUAUUUACUCCAUACAUGUUUUAACAAUAGAGUAUUGAUAAUGAUUUCACAAAAUGUAUUUUUAAAACGAUCAUGGCCAAUGUUGGUUCAAUGUGCUGAAGCCCACAGAAAGCCUCGUUGGUUACCUGUCGCCAAAAGUAAGAUUUAUCGUAUACCAAAACGACCUGUAGUAUCAGAAGAGGAACGUUUAGAGCUUUUGCGUAUAAAUAAUAAUUACAAGACUCAAAUGCGGGCUAUAAGAAGGUUUUACUACGAAGAAAUGAUAAAGGAAAAGUCGACUAAGGAAAGCGCUAGUUCUGAGAUGUCUAUUCGUUUAGAAGCGGAGGACUGGGCACGAUGUGUUGAAUUAAAUGAAAAAUGGAAUGCUGAAGUGGCAGCCGAGCGUGAAGAAAGGAGAAAAAUACAGUUGGCAGAGAUGGAAGAAUAUGCACUGGCUCAUAUGGAGGUUAAGGAUAGAGAAUUGAAAGAAAGAAUAGAGAAAGCUACAAAAGAAAUCAAACGACAAAAGGAAUUAAGUGAAACAUUUAUAACACCAGAAAAUCUUGAUGAAGCAAUUGAAUAUGCUAUUGCCAACCCAACAGACUAUAACUAUGCUAUAGACUUGCGUGGCAAGAAAUAUGUCGGUACAGAAACUCCUGGAAGUUUACCCAAAGAUGAAAAGAGGACAAAUAGUAGUGUAUAAAAUCGUUUUAUUAAUAAAUGAUUUAUAA